Messenger RNA from Tetrahymena thermophila SB210, 3579 nucleotides. RefSeq names its product protein phosphatase 2c. Gene Ontology annotation, molecular function: protein serine/threonine phosphatase activity. The transcript has 8 exons. Gene Ontology annotation, biological process: protein dephosphorylation. The record is from RefSeq and is a predicted model, not a curated record. NCBI's taxonomy places the organism in Eukaryota, Ciliophora, Oligohymenophorea, Hymenostomatida, Tetrahymenidae.
AUGAGUUCUAAUUAGUUGAAUAAUAAGCUAAUGAUGCUAGUAUCUAACGGAAAUAAUCAUAUAAAUAGCUAAAUUAAUAAUGCGAAUAUUUAGGCCUUCGAAAAAAGAAAUAAAAGCACAGAAAAAAUGAGGGAAUAGUCAAAUUCAAGGGGAGACAUUUAUUAAAACUAGUUAGUUAGUCCAUUUUAAAAUAGCAUAUCAAAUAAGGCAAAUUAGAGGUAAAGAAAUGCAUCAAGUGGAAAUAAAACUUAAAAUAGAUCAAAUCAAAACAGUCAAUAGGUUAUACAAUUUAACCAUUUGAGAGCUAACAGCCACAAUGAUAUGCAGCAUGCUAGAAAGACUCUAAAUUCAAAUGCAAUGUAGAAUUAUAGUUCUAAAAGUCCCAUAGUCUUAGAUAGUUAAGUAUUCAAUAUUUAGCAGAGGAAUGAAUUUCAAGAUGAUAUUAAAAGAGUGAUGAAUGGUUAAAUAAAUACAAAUUUAGGAUAAACGAGCAAUGGACUUGCAAAUGGCUAGAAAAAUAUUAAAAAAACUUAUUAGCAAAUUAAAGGAAAUAUGCAGAUCAGUAAUAACAAUAGUAUGAAUGGUAAUGGAAAUAACGCAACAUCAACGAGUUCAUAAAUGCAACAAUAAAAUAUGGCUAAUCAAUAUUAAAAUUAGCAAAAUCAUUCCUAAAAUACAUCAUAAAAUUAAAAUAAUAUCUUAUCGUUGCUAAAUGAAUAUGCAAAUCAAAGUUAGUAAAACUCGUAAAAUUAGUAAAUUAGUAAUAAUAAUGGUAACUCCUUUCAUGCUAUAAAUAGUAACUAAGCAUAAGAAAAUGCAACAAAUUCAGAAAUAAAAAAUAGUCAGAAAGCUCAAAUAAAUUCUUAAGUUGAUUUAAAUGAUAUGAAAAAAUCAUUGAGUGACAUUAAACUGCCUAAACUCUCUUCAUAACUCAAAAAAUAAUUGAAACCUGGAGUGAUUUAGAAUGAAUAGCCAAGAAGCUAAUCAACUUAGCCAUAGAGGGAAUAAUAUUAAAAUAUAAGUAAAAGCAAAAAUAAUGAAAUAUAGAAUGGAAAUAUUAUCAUGCAAACAGAAGCUAGUGCUUUGUAAAAUGAAAGUGUUGGAAGCUCUUAGAUUUUGAAUAAGAUUUCUCAAACUUAUGACAUUUAGUAGAAAAUGAUCACUGAUAUUGAAAAUAUUGAUUAUUAAAAUGGUAAAGUCUAUGGUUACUAAAAGUAAGCUUAAUAGUAAAUGAUGUCUCAUCAGCUAAAUGCAGAUACUUUAUAAAAUAAUUAAAAAAGACCAACUUAAUCAGCAAUAUAUAAACAACUUUAGUAAUCUAAAUAUAAUAAUAGGUAGGGCGAAAACAAUAGCUAAACUCAUUAAAAUAUUCUGAAGCAAUCGUUCUAAAUAUCUCUACCAGUUAAAAUGCAAAUAGAGAAACAAUUGUAGUAGUAAAAAUAAUCUUCAACAAUACAGGCUAACGAAAAUAGAAAUGGAAAAACCAAUGAAUUAAACGAAGAAAAACAAAACACAAUCGAAAUUGUAGGUUUAAAUUAAUAAUAAAAAUAACUUAUUUAGAAAAAUAAAUCAAACUUAGUUGCAUAAAGUGUAGAUGCAAAUUUCAAAAAUUACUUGAAAAACAGUAAGAAGAAAAAUAUUACUCCUGAUCCAAUGAGAAUGUCAGUAGACUCCAUUUAUAGUAACUUAAACGCAGCUAAAAUAUAAAGUGAAAAUGAACAUAUUGAUGCAAAAACGUUGUAAAGCACAUUAAAUUAAUUUAGAGUGAGGAGCUAAACACCUAACAGUAACAUCAGGAGUACAAAUCAAAAUUAACCAACCAACGCAAAAAAAACUCACACACCCAUAAGCAGUAGCUAUUAGCAAAAUGAUUUCAACUCUGCUAUGAACAACGCCUAUAAUAUGGCUAAUUAAAACACAAACGAGAACAUCAACUAAAAUAAUCAAAAGUAAUAAAAAUAACAAUCAAACUCUAACAUAAAACAAAAUUAAUAUUCAUACACAAACAAUUCAACUAUUAAUUAAAUGAACAAUCAAUAAGCAUAACAGUAGAAAUAACAACAAUAAUAAAAUUAAUAUUAAUAAUAGCAACAACAAUAAUUUUAGUAAUAACAAUAAUAAUAGUAAUAAUAUCAUCAAUAACAGUAGCCUGUAUAGUAAAUAAACAAUUAUGAAUAUAACUUAAACUUUAAUUCUAUUCCUGAUAACUAAAAUUUUAGGCAUAAAACUCCCAUAAAGCUAAAGCUAAACAAUAAUAGUCUGAUUAAAAUUUAAAAAGUUCCAAUAACUGAUUAAAAAGAAUACCUUGAAAAUCAAAACUUAAUGAACUCAAAGUUAGCAUCUUAAGCAAAUAAUAACAGCAGUAAUUUCCAGAAUGCAAAUGAUAAAUCUUCUUCGAGACAAAGUGAUAGCACAAACGAGGACAUUUAAGGAAGUAAGAGUAAAUUGCAAAAGAAUAAUUAUAUAGCAGAACCAGAAAAUAAUCAAAGUUAGCAAGGACAAGAAAACAAUAGCUCAUAAAGAAAUUCAUAAACAAACUAAAAUAAAUUUUAAAUUAAUUUUUAAAAAACUCCAGAUUAACAACAAAGGAAGGGUUAAGUUAUUUCCUUGUAGCAGUCAUAGCAAUAGCAAUAUUAGCAAAUUUAAAAGUAGACCUUAUAAAAUGUUCUGAAUAAAAAAUUUGACAACACUUCUCAAAAUAAAAAUCCAAUAAGAAAAUAUUAGCAUAAAACAAAAGCAGGAUGUAAUUAUAAUGGUCCUAAAACAAACUAGGAUAACUUUAUAAUUUACACAAAUCUAAACAAUAAAUAGGACAGAUAUAUUUUUGCUGUUUGCGAUGGUCAUGGAGUAUAUGGCCAUCUCUGCUCUUCCUUCAUCAGAAGAAUACUUCCUAAAAAAAUAGAGGAGGCACUUGCAAGAGAAAUAAAUAAUUUAGAGAAUGAUUUCAUUGAGAAUUCUUUAAAUUUAGCAUUUUUAUAGUGUAGCAAAGAAUUGUUAGAAUCAAAUAUCGAUUGCACUUUUAGUGGUUCUACUUGUGUCUUGCUUCUCAUUAUAGGAAAUAAAAUAUGGAGUGCAAAUGCAGGUGAUUCAAGAGCUAUUAUAUGCUCUUCAUACGAUAAAUAAAAUUGGGAUUUAAAACCCUUAUCAAGAGACCAUAAGCCAGAUGACCCUGAAGAAUAUAAACGUAUAAUGUAAAGAGGAGGUAGAGUAGAAACAUAUCGCGAUGAAUAUAAUAACCCUCUUGGGCCAUAUAGAGUUUGGUUAAGAGAUGAAAAUAUACCAGGACUUGCUAUGGCUCGUUCUUUUGGAGAUGUUAUAGCCUCAUAGGUAGGUGUCACUUGUGAGCCUGAAGUACUACCCUUUGAGAUUUAAGAAAGCGACAGAUUUAUUAUUUUAGCUUCAGAUGGUGUUUGGGAAUUUAUAAGUAACGAAGACGUUAUGAAUCAUGUAAUUCCUUAUUAUAAAUUGGAUGAUACUGAGUAAGGAUGCCAAAAAUUAGUAAAAGAGUCAACAACCCAGUGGAAAUUAAAUGACGAAGUUGUAGAUGAUAUUACUUGUAUUUUGAUCUUUUUAAGCUGA